GUUUUCUGUCAAAGAGGGAAGGUCACAUGCGUGGUUUUGAACGAGCUACUUCUAAACAUCACAGACUGCUAAUUUUUAAGUUUAUGUUGUAACAAUCGAUAUAGUUGUUGUUUGUAACAGUGCUGCCUCUUGUACACGUGAAUAUGAUUUAAAUGGAUACAAUAUCUACUUAAUUUUUGUUUUUCUCUUGGCUAGCUAAUGCUUUUCUUCCAAAAUGUUGCGGAAUAUACUAAAAUUCAACAUUGGGCUUGGGAAUGCUUUGUUACACAGUAAAAGGUUUCCAUGCAAGCAGCCUCAAGCUUGGGUGAAGUACUCUACAGCACCUGAAAGAAAACGGAUUUAUCAAAAUGUCAGCAUAUCACAAAGUGAUAAUGGUUUGUAUGAGAUAAAUUUGGAUAAAAGGAAGCUGAAAACCCCUGGAGGAAAGUUGUUCACGGCACCAAAUGAAGCCUUGGCCAUCGCUGUAGCAACUGAGUGGGAUUCUCAACAAGACACCCUCAAGUUUUACACCAUGCACCUGACAACACUUUGCAACACUGCUUUAGACAAUCCCACACAACGUGAUGAAGACCAGAUGAUCAAUGCUGCUCUUAAGUAUCUAGAGACUGAUACAGUAUGUUACAGAGUAGAAGAGCCUUAUGAUUUAGUAGAUCUUCAGAUCAAUGAGUGGGACCCUGUGCUUCACUGGACUGAGGACAGAUAUAAUGUCAAAAUUGGUUCAUCCACCAGUAUUUUGGGCCCUGAGAUUCCUGAAGCAACUAAAGAAACUUUCAGACAACACCUCAAAUCUUACAACUUUUGGUCCCUGACAGGGCUGGAGUACGUGAUCACUCAGCUCAAAUCUGUUGUGCUGGCUCUGGCUAUGAUUGACAGACACCUGUCUGUAGAGAAAGCUGUGCUGCUCUCAAGACUGGAGGAGGAGUACCAGAUUCGCCAGUGGGGGAAUGUGGAGUGGGCCCAUGAUUAUGACAUGUAUGAACUGAGAGCACGGACUGCUGCUGGAGCCCUUUUUGUCCAGCUAUCUUCUGAGACUUCAUCUGUUAAGCGCAAACUAUUACAAGACUAAAAACUAAAGCUUUCACAGAA
This is a messenger RNA of Periophthalmus magnuspinnatus, 1086 nucleotides long. It is a transcript of the gene atpaf2, whose product is annotated as ATP synthase mitochondrial F1 complex assembly factor 2. The record is from RefSeq and is a predicted model, not a curated record. The transcript has 8 exons. Bases 215 to 1066 code for a protein of 283 amino acids. Gene Ontology annotation, biological process: mitochondrial proton-transporting ATP synthase complex assembly. Gene Ontology annotation, cellular component: mitochondrion. Lineage: Eukaryota; Metazoa; Chordata; Actinopteri; Gobiiformes; Gobiidae.